UGAAAAUGUAGCGGAAUUGAAAUUGAAACGGUUAGAGAAAUUAAAACAUUAGGUUAUUCUUAUCUCAAUUUAAAUACGUUAGUUCUUUUUUUUGUAAGGUCUCUGAGUUCAGCACGAUGUUCCAGUUACAUUUAAUGAUCUAUUGUGUGAAUUAGUUCUCUCCAAUUUUAAUGAAGUGAAUAUUUUGUUAUUCUGUAUGUUUAAUAGGCGCCAAAAAGCAAUGACUUCUCACUCAUCAAGUUCUCCGUCAUCUGCCGAAUUGGUGCAAAAAUUAGUGUCUUUAAUACUUGGCAAACCAACUGAUGCUGUAAAGACCCAAUAUCGUUUUGCUCUACAAGUGCUAAAUUGUUCGUUUUCAAACCAUGUUAUUGAUGAAUUUUCUUUGUGCGAACAGAUAAAGAAGAAAUUCGUGCAAGAAAACAGAGUUAAGGACGCAUUGACUUUUGUUGAGCUGCAUCGUAAAUUGCAAUCUAGUGAAGUUCUGAAAAAUCGAGCAAAUGUUUUACAUUUCUUGCAUUGCUUAUUUGGUUCUGAGCGAGACAACAAAACUUUUAGUCAACUGCACUCUCAAAUCACCUUUUCUAAAUUGGAGUCAUUAGAUGCAGAACUGGCUUUAAACACUCCUGAUGUAAUCAAUAAACAUAUCAACAAAUCAUUAUCUAACACUGUGGAUUUGGGUGACUUUUUCAUAAAAUCUGAAAAUAAAGAUGGUAUAGUAGAUUCUCAUUUUUCCAAGUAUAGUAAUAAGUCUGCAGGAUGCAAAGACAAUUUGGAGUCUAUUGAAGCUAGAAUUGCACGUGUAGCUACAAUGUUGUCUGCAAAUUCUGAAAGGGAUCUUACUCUGCCUAAUGUAAAAUGUGAUCAGACUGCUGUUAAAGCUUUGGGAUCUAGGUCAGAAGAGAGUAAUUUAGGUUCUCUGUGCUAUAAUUUGCCAAAUAUCAGGUUACUUUUGCGUGAUAUAUUAUAUGUUCUUCAAGGUCUUAGAGGAGAUGUCAUAUAUUGGGUACCAGAUGUCACAACAAACUUCACUGAAUUCAAUGUGGACUUGCCAAAUCCGGUAAAAAGACUUGCUUUGAGAUUUCUUGAACUUGGUUGGAUGUAUCAUCAAAUUAAUCAGUUCUGUGAAGUCGAUAGCAGAUCAUUAUCCCCAGGACUUUUAGCCCAGAGUUUUGUAGCUGCUUUGAAAUCAAAGCUGGUUGAUUAUUACAAGUUAAUUGCUGAACUUGAAGCAUUACUAAUACAAGAAACAACCUUGGAACAUACUUAUAGUGCUUCCAAUGCACUCACUUUACAUAGACUGUCUGUUUGGCUUUUUGAACCUCAUACUCAAUUGAAGAUACUAGCAUCUGUUGUAAAUGCUUGCAAUGGAAAAAAAGGUGGUGCUAUUGCAUCUGUUUUAUAUUCUCAUUUGCAGCAUGGUGACAAUUAUGUGCGUGCUUUAAUUCAAAACUUGUUACGAGAUGUUACUCGUCCUCUUUUCAAGAUGCUAAGUAAUUGGAUUUAUUGUGGUGAAUUAGAUGAUGCAUAUGGAGAAUUUUUUGUUGCUGCAAACACUACUGGUUCUGAUGCUAAUCUGUGGAAUGAAAAAUACAGCUUGAACAAAGCCAUGAUACCUUCUUUUAUAAAUAUGGAUCAAGCUAGAAAGAUACUAUUAACUGGUAAAGCAAUUAAUUUCCUACGACAAGUGUGUCAUGAUAAUACAUUUGCUAAAGAUGAAGAUCGUCGUAUGAAAGCUCUUGAAAUGUUGAGUACAGAGUCUCUUUUUUCUCAAGAAAAGGAUGCUAAUUUUGAAAAUAUAUUGGAAAAGAAUUACUUGAAAACAAGCAAAACAGUCUUACAGGUCUUGCAUGAAAAAUAUAAUUUGAUGGAUCAUUUAAUGGCUAUGAGAAAUUACUUCCUAUUGGGCCAAGGAGAUUUCAUAAGGCACUUAAUGGAUCUUUUGGAGACAGAUUUGUCAAAGCCUGGUAAAAAUUUGUACAUUCACAAUUUAACUGGUAUAUUGGAAAGUGCAAUACGUGCCACAAAUGCCCAGUUUCAUAAUCCUGAGGUUUUGCAAAGAUUGGAUGUUAGAUUGCUUGAAGUAUGUCUUGAUGACACUGGCUGGGAUGUAUUCAGUUUGGAUUACCAUGUAGAUGGGCCUAUUGCCACUGUAUUUACAAGUCAUUGUAUGCAUUCCUAUUAUAAGCUUUUUCAUGUUUUAUGGAAAGCUAAACGGAUGGAAUAUAUACUAUGCAAAAUAUCUCAUUCUCGUAGCUCUUACUCAAAAUAUCAAGCCCAGAUACCCGAAAUAACUCCCGUCCUGUAUCAGUGUCAUAUAAUCUUGGCCCAAAUGAUUCAUUUUGUUCAACAAAUUCAAUACUAUAUGGCAUUUGAAGUCAUGGAAUGUUGUUGGGCUGAUUUACAAUUAAAGAUAGGCUCGGCUAAAGACCUUGAUCAAGUCAUAGCAGCUCAUGAGAGUUUUCUAGAUACCUUAAUUACUAGAUCUUUAUUGGAUGAAGAGAACUCGCACUUACAGGAACAGUUAGUAGGCAUAUAUUCACAAAUAGUAGAAUUUGAUAAGAUCCAAGAUGCAUUUUGGAAGAGAGUGAAAAUUGCUGCCACAAAAAUGGAUGAAAUGACGGAAAUGAUUGAAACGAAAACUAGCAAGAAUGAAUGGGGUUUAACUGAAAGUCAAAAAUUAGAGUAUUUAAAGCCAUUAAAUCACCUGAAAACUGAUGUUAUACCAAAGACAAAAGCAAUUCUUCGUAUUUUAUCUAUUAAUUAUGAAGAUUUUGUGCAGAAAUUCUUGAUCACACUAAAUGAUCAGAAUGAUACUAAUCUUCGUUUCUUGAGCUUUCGUUUGGAUUUCAAUGAGCACUUUAAAAAUAAAAACUCUCGACUACAAACAUCUCUUACUUAUCAAAAUCGUAGGAAAUCUAUCAAGUAAAAUGAAUUUAAUUAUAUUUGUAUAUAUAUUUAUUAUAUUUUGCUUUUAAAACAAUUGAAGCAUUUUUUAAAAAUUGUUUUUUUUCCAUCAUUUUUUUAAAUGCAUUAAUUUAGCUAAUUCUUGGGAAUUUUGUGCUUAUUUAUGUGAAGGCAGUGUAAUAAUGAAAAAUAAUUUAUACUAAUUUGCUUUUGUAUAUACUUAAUGUAUUGACCUUGUAACAUAACGUUUAUUUUGUAUAUUUAAUUCUUGUUGUGCAUAUAAUAGGAUAGAAACAUUUGCCUCUCUAACCUUGACCAUCAUUUCCUGCAGUUGCUUUUUCAAGUGAUUGUCAUAUAUGUAAAUGUUUUGAUAUUUUUCAUUUGUUUAUAGUUAAGUCCUUCUAAUGAUGUGCUUGUUUAAUAAUCAGUGGAUAAAGCUUUUUAAAUUUUUAGGUAUCAAAAACAUUUUAUAUUAUGAUUGUAUUCUGGAUAUACGAUCAAAAAUAAACUGAUGAUUAUUAAGUAGCUAUAUAAUAUACAUUAAUGGAUGUGCAAUCAAAAUUAAGCUAAAGAUUAUUAAUUAUCUAUAUAAUGUACAGUUGUAAAAUAUUUCUGCAUACUUGCAUUAUAAAUGCUUACUUUGUAAUUUAAAUGUUUCAUAUCCAUGCAUUUUAUGAAUUAUAAAUAUUUUUUACUUUUUAUAUAAUGCACUAUGUAAUAAUUUUUGGUAUUGUUCUGUUGAAAAUACCCUGAUAAUAACUGAAUGUUAGCACUAUUUCAUUAGUGCUUAUGUACAUCUUUAAAAUUUUAUUAUGAGAUUUUCCAGCCUACAUCUCGAUAAAUAAAUGAAUUUAGUGGGCUUUUGGAACUUUGAGGGAAUUCAAUCUAAUUUUUUUUUUAUCCGUAUGCAAAACUCUGAUAUUGAAAAUGUUUGCUUUAAGUUUUUUUUUUUUUUAAAUUAUUAAAAAUAAACAUUGUACCAAAUUAAAAAUUUAAUUUUUAAAAAAAUUGCUAAAUCGUUUCUAGAGAAUUGUAAAAAGUUUCUAUUUAUGUUCUGAUGCAUUUUUUUCUUUCUGUUUUGAACAUAUAGUUUGAUUUUGGGUUGAGUAAUAAAUGUUGAGUGUUUUGAUUUAUUUUAAAUUUUCAGUACUUGUCUGUUGUAACGACGACCAAAAACUGCCAAGAAACAAUUUCACCAAGUUGGCUUUCCCCGGGGGGGGGACCUCGGUAUGAGGAUGAGAUGCUUCCAACAUGGUGGUUGGAUCUCGCCACCCUGGAGGGUACACAAAAAUUUGGGGGUCUGGUUUCUCCUUUUGAUGACGGGUUGUACUUCCUAAGGGAAGAGCUGUACCUUGACCGGUGAUGGCCCUAAGGACUUGAGCACAAUUCCCAUCAGUAUUGCUGUUGCAGUGGUCCGAUAAUAAUGUAUUUAUUAUCCGUGUGCCUUCGGGCUUGUUGGAGAGAGUCAAUGAUAUGACUUUGCCAAUUUGGCGAUUUCAAUCAUCAAAUUAUAUAGCAGGUAAUUUGCAUGUUCAAAAUUUUUCAUAAUAAUAAUGCACUUGAGUAUAUUUUUAUAAUUGGGUGACAUUUUUUCUUUACAAUUUUUGGUUGCUGUUAAAACUAAAUUUUCUAAUUUAUUAAAAAAAAAUCGACAACGUAUGGUCAGUUGCUUUGUAUUUAUUUAUUUGACGCUUUCAUGAGCCAAUGUGAGUACUUGAGACAUUGUUAAUCCAAUACAAUACAUAUAUUAUGAAGAGCUACAGUCACCUUAAAACACCAUUAAAUGUUAAAAGUCUGUUGUUAUUUUUUUCCUAUUUUAAUGAUCUGGAAUUGCAUAACAAUAAGUAUGUAAAAAAACCAAAAUGCAUUAUGUCUUUGAGCAUUAAAUUCUCUUUCAAGAAGUAUAAAACAUUUUGUUGAUGUUAUUUAUUUCUUUUAGCAUUUUUUACAUGAAGAAAGAGUGAAAUGUUCAUGAAUUUAUUAUUCAACUCACUAUUUGGAAUGUGUUCAACAAGUUUGAGAUCUCGCAAGAAGUACUUUAAUUAUCUAACUAGAGUUUUGAUUUGCAAGUUAUUUUGGACUUCUUUUUUGAUAUAUAUAGAAAAUGUUUUUGUAAAUGAAAAUGUAAUACAGUUAUGACAUGUGUUCAU
Argiope bruennichi is the source of this 5054-nucleotide messenger RNA. Its product is annotated as gamma-tubulin complex component 3 homolog. The record is from RefSeq and is a predicted model, not a curated record. The transcript has a single exon. NCBI's taxonomy places the organism in Eukaryota, Metazoa, Arthropoda, Arachnida, Araneae, Araneidae. Gene Ontology annotation, molecular function: gamma-tubulin binding; microtubule minus-end binding. Bases 197 to 2926 code for a protein of 909 amino acids. Gene Ontology annotation, biological process: spindle assembly; mitotic cell cycle; microtubule nucleation. Gene Ontology annotation, cellular component: spindle pole; equatorial microtubule organizing center; gamma-tubulin small complex.